AUGCGUCCAUUCACACCGAGACUCCUCAGGAGGAAACCGCCGAUACGCAUGCAACCGGCGGCACAAUGGCGGCGUUCGUUGCACCUGGCACCGCCCUUCCUCCUCGACGACUACAUGCCUCGGUACAUGAUGAUGUCCUCGGUCGAUUCCGCCAUGAAACGUUCCAGAGCCUACGCGCAUCUCCGUAAUUGUAACUUGUGCCCCCGUGAAUGCGGCGUCAACCGUUAUGAGACGACGGGGAUGUGCUUGAUUGGCGACACGGCCAAGGUCAAUGUCAUUGCUCCCCAUUUCGGAGAGGAACCAUGUGUUCAGGGACAUAAUGGAAGCGGUUCUGUAUUCUUCAGCAUGUGCAACCUGCGCUGCUCUUUCUGCCAAAACCAUGACAUCUCGCAUCAGAGAAACGGCAUGGACCUGACGCCAGAGGAGCUCGGAGACUGGUUCAUCAAGCUCCAGCAGGUGGGCAGCGUCCACAACAUCAACCUCAUCACGCCAGAGCACGUCGUGCCCCAGGUCGCCCUGGCCAUCCUCCACGCCAAGGACAACGGGCUCAGGGUGCCCGUCAUCUACAACACGUCGGCGUACGACUCGCUGGCAUCGCUGGAGCUCCUUGACGGCUUGGUCGACAUCUACCUGCCGGACUUCAAGCUGUGGGAGCCCGCAUCCACAAAGCGCCUCCUCAAGGCCGAGGACUACGCCGCCACGGCUCGCGAGAGCAUCAAAGCCAUGCAGGCCCAGGUGGGCGACCUGUGCUUCACCCCUGAUGGGAUCGCCAAGAAGGGUCUCUUGGUGAGGCAUCUGGUCAUGCCCGGCUACGAAGCCGAGGGCGAGAUCAUUAUGCGGUUCCUCGCCGAGGAGGUUUCGAAGGACUGCUUCGUCAACAUCAUGGAGCAGUACCAUCCGGAUGCCCACGUCGGAAAGCCGAAGCGGAGGUCGAAGAAGGGCUCAGAGGCCGAGGAAAUCACAGACGAUGUCCGGUAUGCGGAUAUCAACCGGGCAGUGACGCAAGAGGAGAUCUCGACCGUGAGGAAAGCGGCGGAAAAAGCAGGACUAUGGCGGUUCUGCGAUCCACCCAAGCACGACGGCUUCAAUCUAUGA
Molecule: messenger RNA, 1095 nt
Organism: Thyridium curvatum
Lineage: Eukaryota; Fungi; Ascomycota; Sordariomycetes; Thyridiales; Thyridiaceae
Exons: 3
Coding region: 1-1095 (364 amino acids)
Molecular function (GO): catalytic activity; iron-sulfur cluster binding
Source: RefSeq, a predicted model, not a curated record